CGAUACGGGAAACGGCAACGAACGCUCGUUCUCGGAGGCGACUUUUUAUCACACCGAAGGCGGGAUUUUUGACGAUUGCUAGUGUUGAUGAUAGGAAUAAAUUUUUUUUCGUGCUGAUAAUGCUGUUUGUGGAAGUGUUUGUACAACAGACGCAAAUGUUAUUGUUAGUGACAUUAUUACUGAUUGACCUUGUUUCAACCAGAGGGUAUAACCACCAUAGUUAUGGAAGACACGUUCGAAACAUAGAUUCCAUGGGAAUAUCAGUUCUUGGAGAAUUUAAUCAGGAUUUGGCUUUUCCGCGUUUCUCUGAACCCAUUCCCAACGUUACUGUCACAGUCGGCAGAGACGCUUUGCUGGCGUGCGUCGUCGACAACCUCAGAGGAUUCAAGGUGGCUUGGGUUCGCGUCGACACCCAAACUAUUCUAUCCAUUCAUCAUAACGUAAUAACCCAAAAUCCUCGUAUAUCUCUAUCGUACAAUGAUCAUAGAUCUUGGUAUUUACAUAUCAAGAACGUACAAGAAGUCGAUAGGGGAUGGUACAUGUGUCAAGUUAAUACUGACCCGAUGCGUUCCAGACAAGGAUAUCUACAAGUUGUCGUUCCUCCUAGUAUUAUUGACAAAGAAACCAGCUCUGAUAUGGUGGUACUAGAAUCAACGAAUGUCAGUUUGACGUGUAAAGCCACCGGAUAUCCUGAACCGUAUGUGAUGUGGAGGAGAGAAGACGGGGAGGAUAUCCGUUAUAACGGAGAAAAUGUAAACGUUGUGGAUGGCGAGAUUCUAUUUAUAACCAAAGUGAGUCGACUGCAUAUGGCUGUUUAUCUUUGUAUAGCCUCAAAUGGAGUUCCUCCAUCUAUAAGCAAAAGAGUGCAGCUCAAAGUUCAAUUUCCUCCGAUGCUAUCGAUUCCCAACCAGCUGGAAGGGGCGUAUAUUGGACAGGAUGUGACCCUAGAAUGCCGGACGGAAGCUUUCCCAACUUCCAUCAAUUAUUGGACGACGGAAAGGGGAGACAUGAUUAUCUCAGGUAGUGAUAAAUACGAAGCUGUUUCAAUGGAUAACGGCUAUAAGAAGUACAUGAUGCUCAAAAUUCGUAGAGUUAAUAAAUCAGAUUUCGGCUCAUACAAAUGCGUAGCGAAAAAUUCUCUAGGAGAAACAGAUGGCGUCAUCAAAUUAGAAGAGAUUCCAGCUCCUACAACUAUUAAAACAACAACCCAUUUCACGUCUUUAGAUACCAAGAAAGGAAACUCCAGGGGAUCUACGAAGGGUACAUCGAAUGACAACAGGGUGAAUUCUGUGGGGAAAGAAGAUACAAGUAUAGCAGAAUACGACUACGAUAGCGAAUACACUCUGCCGUCCAACGGACCGCCACCCAUCCAGGAGCCUCCGGGCGCUUUCAGUGGAGCGUCACGAAACUUCAACUCUAUCGCAGUCGCCAUUUUCUUCUUGUUCUUCUCGCUAUUCUUUUACUUUUUGGAAAUGGUUUCGUCCGAUGAAGGCCCGAGGUGAUGCCCCAAAUGACAUUAGGAAAGUAAAAUUCGUGUGAAGGAGAAGCGGUAUCUUAGAAAAGUGCCAUGGGUCUACAAACGUGGCAAAACAUAUCCAGAACGAGACUGAUUGAUCAAUAACUCUAUUUAAAAAAAAAUUAGUAUUUAAAAAGAAACUGCGUUGUAAAUAUUGUAAAAAUAAUGUAGUACAAUGUGUAUACAAAAAAAAACGAAACUAUGUUAAAAUGUGUUAUAGAAAACUGCUUUUCAAUUUAAAAAUAGUGCUUGAUAGAUAAGGGAGCGAAAUAUUGGGAAACCAGCUAAUCAACAACGAUCGAUAAUCACUGGUUUAUAGUAAUUUUGUUGCCCUAGAUACGAAAAUUAUUUAUGCACCAAAAUCAUGAAAAUAUUAAUGAUAUAUCUAUAAUCUCAGUUAUAAAUUCAUGUGAUGAUCUCAUCAAUUGAUACCUAAAAUCUGGAAGUUUGUCUGUAUAAUUUGCUGCUUGAUUUGCCCAUAAACUGAAUCUUCCUUCAAUUGCUGUACUCGACCAUCAAAUAUUUCACCUUUCAAUUUUUUUAAUACUAAACUACGAAAAUUUACUGCAAAUGUAAUUAAAACACACAAUCAAAGUGUUUUAUUUCAAUCUUGAGGCUAAUAAUUAUGAUAUUUGUUUUGAAAAAUUGAGACCACUUAAAUCACUGCGUCCAUUUUGAGAAAAUAAUUUUGGGGUAAAUGUUUCACCCUCGUAUUCACAUCCAGUGGUAGACGGUCCCGAUUUCCGUGAAUUUGCAGAACCGGACAUUUUGUAGACUUUAAAUCUGGGUAACCCCACAUUUGAUUUCGAUUAAAAAUCUUCAACGUCUACUACCAAAAACUAAUCCAAAACAUUCUCGCUUUUUUUACAAAGUUUGUGGUAUUUUGUUUUCGUUUUUUUUGGGAUAUAAAACCGCAAAUAUAACAAAAUAAGUGACUAGAAUAUUUACACAAAAUAUAUUAGAAUGGACUUUUAGUAAUUAUAUAUUAUAUAUUAAAAAAUAUUAAUUCAUGACUACUUAUUUUCCAGAUUUACGUCUAGGUACUUCAAUAUCAAUAUUGUCAAAUAACUGGGAUAUCAGUUGUAUGAGUAUGAAACAAACCUAUAAUUAUACAACAAUCAUGAAAAUAUGGGUUUAUUAAGAAAUUUCAUGAAUAUAUUUCUAAUCUGUGCACGUGGAAAUGAUUGAUGAUAUCUAGGGCAACAAAAAAAGUUUUUUUUUGUAGAGCUGAGUAUAAUUAAGUGCCAACAACAAUUUACACUCAUUUAUUUAUUGUUAUAUUCCAGAUAUUUUCGAAUGAUAAAAUAUAAGUUUACAAAUACUGAUUUAAAAUGUUUUAAAAAAUAAUAUGAUCUAAUUUUUUCGAUGAAAUUCAGAGAGUACUUGUUUUAUAGCGAAACUGAAAUAUAACAGCUUAAAUUCUGGCUUACAAAUCUUCUUAUCGGCUGUAGACGUUUAUUUUCUUAUUUUUCAUAUAAGUUUGAUAUAACAAGUAUUUUUUGAAGCGCCUCUGAAGAAUUUUCAACUCACAAAUACGAAAAUUUAAUUAUUUGUUAUUAGAAAUACAUAAAAGAAAAGAGAAAUAAAUUUUAAGACAGUAAA
This is a messenger RNA of Diorhabda sublineata, 3118 nucleotides long. RefSeq names its product lachesin-like. The transcript has 12 exons. The coding region runs from base 120 to 1502 and encodes 460 amino acids. Gene Ontology annotation, cellular component: neuron projection. Lineage: Eukaryota; Metazoa; Arthropoda; Insecta; Coleoptera; Chrysomelidae. The record is from RefSeq and is a predicted model, not a curated record.